Achroia grisella is the source of this 3639-nucleotide messenger RNA. It is a transcript of the gene RpIII128, whose product is annotated as DNA-directed RNA polymerase III subunit RPC2. Lineage: Eukaryota; Metazoa; Arthropoda; Insecta; Lepidoptera; Pyralidae. Gene Ontology annotation, biological process: DNA-templated transcription. The coding region runs from base 191 to 3595 and encodes 1134 amino acids. Gene Ontology annotation, molecular function: ribonucleoside binding; DNA binding; DNA-directed RNA polymerase activity. Gene Ontology annotation, cellular component: RNA polymerase III complex. The transcript has 12 exons. The record is from RefSeq and is a predicted model, not a curated record.
UCUUGAUCUGUGGUUUUUUUUAUUUUUGAAACAUGUCACAAAGUACAUUGAUUUGUUGACUUACGUUUGUCAAUGUCAGUCAGUAAUUCUAUUUAUUUUUUCAAAACCUAACCUAUUAACACCGAAUAAAAUGAAGUAACAAUUUUUAAUUUUCUGAUCCUUUGUAACUAGUUCUUUCUAUUUUAGAACCAUGGGCGAGUUAAUAAAAAAAAAUACGGAUUGGGAUUCUAAUAAGGGCUUACGAGAGCCUAUAAAGAAUAUAGAGGACAAAUGGAAACUUGUUCCAUCAUUUUUGCAAGUAAAAGGAUUAGUGAAACAACAUAUUGACUCAUUCAAUUAUUUCAUAAAUGUGGAAAUAAAAAAAAUUGUGCAGGCCAAUGAAAAAGUGUUUUGUGAUGCAGACCCAUUAUUUUACAUUAAAUAUCUGAAUGCAUAUGUUGGUAAGCCAGAUCUUGAAGAAGGUUUUAAUGUAACAAAACCAACUACGCCCCAUGAAUGUCGGCUAAGAGAUAUGACUUAUUCAGCUCCUAUUACUGUUGAUAUAGAGUAUAUCAGAGGUAAUCAACGUGUAAUAAAAAAUAAACAAUUGAUUGGACGGAUGCCUCUGAUGUUAAGAUCAUCAAAUUGUGUACUAACGAAUAAAGGUGAUUUUGAAUUGGCACAGUUAAAUGAGUGUCCCCAUGACCCUGGUGGUUACUUCAUUAUUAGAGGACAAGAAAAAGUAAUUUUAAUUCAGGAACAAUUAUCCAGAAAUCGUAUGAUUGUUGAUGAAUUUAAGGGCUCCAUCCAGUGUCAAGUCACUAGUUCUACCCACGAGAAGAAAACUAGAACAAAUGUUAUAGUCAAAAAUGGAAAAUAUGUUCUACGUCAUAAUGCUCUCUCUGAUGACAUACCAAUAGCAAUUGCAUUCAAAGCGAUGGGUAUCUGCAGUGACCAAGAGGUUAUGCAACUGAUUGGAACUGAUGACAAUACAGUAAAAAAAAUGGGUCCAUGUAUCAUGGACUGUCAUAAUUUAAAAAUAUUCACACAGAGUCAAGCCCUUGCUUAUAUUGGUAGCAAACUCAAAGUAAAAAGGUUUCAGACAGUGAACUCAAAAAGCCGCACCCCUGUAGACGAAGCCAGAGAUCUUUUAGCUACCACUAUUUUGGCGCAUGUCACAGUUGAAAACUAUAAUUUUUACGUAAAAGCUAUAUACUUAGCUAUAAUGGUGAAGAGAGUAAUAGAAGCAGAGUCAAAUAAAUCAGCCAUUGAUGAUCCUGAUUAUUAUGGAAACAAGAGACUUGAGCUUGCUGGUUCAUUGCUCUCUCUAAUGUUUGAAGAUUUGUUUAAAAGGUUUAAUUGGGAACUGAAAUCUAUUGCCGAAAAAAUCAUUCCUAAAGUAAAGGCAGCACCAUUUGAUGUUGUAAAACAUAUGAGACCCGAUUUGAUUACAAAUGGUUUAUUUGCAGCAAUUUCUACAGGUAAUUGGACUAUCAAGCGCUUUAAAAUGGAAAGGCAUGGUGUAACUCAAGUCCUUAGUCGUCUUAGCUAUAUUUCAGCAUUAGGUAUGAUGACUAGGGUCAAUUCACAAUUUGAAAAAACUAGGAAAGUGUCUGGUCCACGCUCGUUACAGCCCUCUCAAUGGGGAAUGUUGUGCCCUUCCGACACUCCCGAAGGAGAAGGAUGCGGUCUUGUUAAAAAUUUAGCAUUAAUGACACACAUUACAACUGAGUGCUCUGAAGAACCUAUAGCUAGGUUGGCGUGUAAUGCUGGUGUGGAAGAUAUAAAGCUUCUUGGAGGUGAAGAAAUCAAUCAUCCGGCUGUGUAUAUAGUGUUUCUUAAUGGUAACAUUUUAGGUGUUACAAGACAAUAUAAAAGAUUGAUAAGGGUAUUCAGAAUGUUUAGAAGACGCGGACUCGUGUCUUCCUUUGUAUCAAUAUAUCCCAAUCAUAACCAACGAACGGUCUAUAUAUGCAGUGAUGGCGGAAGGCUCUGCAGGCCGUACAUCAUUGUGGAAAAAGGAUUACCAUUAGUACUACAAAUUCAUAUAAAUGAAUUAAAUAGGGGCAUAAGAAAAUUUCAAGAUUUUCUAACUGAUGGACUAAUUGAAUAUUUAGAUGUAAAUGAAGAAAAUGAUAGUCACAUUGCGACAGUUGAAGCGGAGAUUGAUCCGUAUGUAACAACGCAUCUUGAAAUAGAACCUUUUACAAUUUUAGGCGUGUGCGCAGGGCUCGUACCUUACCCCCAUCACAACCAAAGCCCUAGGAAUACUUACCAGUGUGCUAUGGGAAAACAAGCUAUGGGGACCAUUGGAUACAAUCAAAAAAAUAGAAUAGAUACGCUAAUGUAUAACUUAGUGUAUCCACAAUGUCCUAUGGUUAAAACAAGAACAAUUGAGUUAACAAACUUUGACAAACUACCCGCCGGUCAGAAUGCUACUGUAGCAGUAAUGAGUUAUAGUGGAUAUGACAUUGAGGAUGCAUUGAUCCUUAAUCGAGCAUCCAUAGACCGUGGUUAUGGUAGAUGUCUCGUGUACAAAAGUGCCAAAACAACUAUGAAAAGGUACAGCAACCAGACUUCAGACAGAAUAUGGGGUCCAUCAAGGGAUGCUAACACCGGGAAAGUGAUUAGAGCACAUGAUCUCUUAGAUUCUGAUGGUAUAGCUGCACCGGGCGAAAUGGUUGAAAAUCGACAAGUUCUAAUUAAUAAGCAAAUGCCUAUAGCUUCAUCAAACCCUGUGUCUCAAGGUCAACCUCAACAAGUUGAAUACAAAGAAGCACCAAUAACUUAUAAAGGCCCUGUGGAAUCAUAUAUAGAAAAAGUAAUGGUUUCUUCUAACUCUGAAGAUGCAUUACUCAUUAAAAUACUAUUACGACAAACACGAGUUCCAGAGAUCGGAGAUAAGUUUAGUUCUCGGCAUGGUCAGAAAGGUGUCACCGGACUUAUAGUGCAGCAAGAAGAUAUGCCAUUCAAUGAUAGAGGUAUUUGCCCUGACAUGAUUAUGAAUCCUCACGGUUUUCCUUCUAGAAUGACAGUCGGUAAAACUAUAGAACUACUUGCGGGAAAAGCAGGUUUAAUGGAAGGAAAAUUUCAUUAUGGCACUGCAUUCGGCGGUUCAAAAGUGGUAGAUGUAUGCAAUGAAUUGGAAAAGCAUGGGUACAAUUACCACGGGAAAGAUAUUUUUUAUUCUGGCUUAACAGGAGAACUUUUGGAGGCGUAUAUAUAUUCAGGGCCCGUGUACUAUCAGAAACUGAAACAUAUGGUACAGGAUAAGAUGCACGCGCGCGCCCGCGGCCCUCGCGCGGUUCUGACUCGCCAGCCCACCGAGGGUCGCUCCCGAGACGGUGGUCUCAGACUCGGCGAAAUGGAGCGAGACUGCCUUAUCGGAUACGGUGCUAGCAUGCUAUUAAUGGAACGCCUGAUGCUUGCGUCGGAUGCAUUCAGUGCAGACAUCUGCGGCGCGUGUGGGCGUCUUGCUAGUCGAGCUUGGUGCCAUGCCUGUCGUUCAUCAGCCGCCGUAUCCACUGUCGAUAUGCCUUAUGCCUGCAAGCUGCUGUUCCAAGAACUCGCCUCUAUGAAUAUUGUACCUAAACUUACUCUCAAGAAAUAUUCAUAAGCAUAUUUUGUUUACAAACACUAAUAAAUGCAAUUAAAAACAGA